AUGGUCAUACACACCCCCAACACAAUUUCAGACAGCGAUGGAGAACUAUGCAAGAUGAAUUUCAUAUACUUCAGCAAUGAGUUCCCGAAAGGCGAUCUUCAAGAUCUUCUACGUCUCCUGCAUAGCCACAGCAAGGACAAACAUCACCCAAUUCUAGCGCAAUUCAUAGAUGAAGCUACGCGGGCCGUCAAGGAAGAAGUUCGCGCUCUACCAAGCGAGCUGAAAGAUUUGAUUCCGUCAUUUACUACCAUUCUGAGCUGGGCUGAAGAUGGCGGCCUUCGCGAGGGUCUCAUCUGCGGCGCUGUGGAUGGAGUUCUCCUCGUCGUCGUUCAGUUAGCGGCGUAUAUUGGAUAUGUGGAAAGUCACCCUGAAGAGUCCGUCGACGUUUCAAAUUCCGGCCUCCUUGGCUUGGGCAUUGGGUUGCUAGCCUCGACGGCCAUCUCGUUGUCAUCGACCGUUUCGGAGUUGCCGCUUGCAGGCGCAGAUGCAGUUCGGUUGGCCUUCCGUUUGGGAAUUCACGUUCUGAGCGUCUCGGAGAACCUGGAGGCCAGAGACUUGUCGCAAAAGGAGGACUCGUGGGCGUACGUAGUUCAUAAUGUCGACCCAGUUGCAGCGCAGAACGAGCUCGACAUAUUUCAUUCUCGAUUGAACACACCGAGUACGGCGAAAAUCUUUGUGAGUGCUAUCAGCCAGAAUUCCGUCACAGUCAGCGGGCCACCGGGAAGAUUAAAAGGUCUGUUCAACAAGUCAGAGUUCUUCCGCGUGUCAAGAUGCAUUCCUUUACAAGUCUACGGAGGCCUCUGCCACGCACCACACAUCUACAACCAACAAGAUAUACACGCUGUAGUGUACGGUAGCUCCUUGAACACCAUUGUUACGAAAGCUCGGCCGGCUUUGUUGGUUUACUCAACCAGGACCGGACUACCCUACACGGCAAAUAAUGCGGCAGAACUGUUUGAGUGCGUCAUAUCAGAGCUGCUGACAAAAGCAAUCUGCUGGGAUGAAGUUAUUCGUGUCGUGGUGGACCAGGUUCAGUGUGCUGGACCUCGCGGAGUGGUGUUGAAUUGCUUUGGGAAUUCAAUUCCACUCAAUGACCUCAAUCUUGCCUUGAAAAGUACGUUGCCGGACUGCAAAGUUUUAAUAAAAGACUUCAUUCCAUGGCUCUCCCUUGCUGCGCCAAGAAGCAACACUCCCCGCGGUGCCGCGCAGUCCAAGCUCGCCAUCGUUGGCAUGUCUUGCAGACUCCCAGGGGGCGCAACAAGUACUGAAAAGUUUUGGGAUAUCCUGGAAAAGGGCAUGGAUGUUUCGCGGCAGAUACCUGCCGACCGCUUCGAUAUCAACACGCAUUACGACCCAACCGGCAAAGAGCUUAACAAGACUAUGACACAAUAUGGUUGUUUCAUAGAUGAGCCCGGCUUGUUCGACGCACCCUUCUUCAACAUGUCACCACGUGAGUCGCUGGUAGUUGAUCCACAGAUGCGAUUAUCUCUAGUCACAGCUUAUGAGGCACUGGAACAAGCCGGAUUUGUUGCAAACCGCACCGCCUCGACAGCAUUGCCACGAAUUGGGACGUACUAUGGCCAAGCUGCCGACGACUAUCGUGAGGUGAAUCAGGGUCAGGAGGUUGGAACUUACUAUAUCCCCGGAGGUUGCCGUGCGUUUGGCCCGGGCCGUAUCAAUUACUUUUUCAAAUUCGCUGGCCCCAGUUACAGUAUUGAUACCGCCUGCUCCUCCGGCCUGGCAGCGAUUGAAGUAGCUUGUCAGGCUCUGUGGGCUGGCGACGUGGACAUGGCUGUCGCUGGCGGCGUGAACGUGCUCACCAAUCCCGAUGGUUUCGCUGGAUUAUGCAAUGGUCACUUCCUUACCAAAGGCCACAACGCAUGCAAGACCUGGGACGCCACUGCAGAUGGUUACUGCCGAGCAGAUGGCGUUGGAUCUCUUGUCAUUAAGAGGCUUGAAGAUGCCGAGCUGGACAACGACAACAUUCUCGGCGUCAUUCUCGGCGCCGGGACCAACCAUUCCGCGGAAGCAGUAUCUAUUACACACCCUCAUGCCGGUCACCAAGCUUAUCUUUCUCGUCAAGUGCUUCGCCAGGCUUGUGUUAAUCCUUUAGACGUGUCCUAUGUCGAACUACAUGGCACCGGCACUCAAGCCGGCGAUUACGAAGAGAUGCAGGGGAUCAUGGACGUUUAUGCUCCUCUAGCCAAGCGCCGUAGCAAAGAUAAACCUCUACAUAUAGGCGCUGUCAAGGCAAAUUUGGGUCACGGAGAAUCCGUUGCUGGUACGACAGCAUUGAUCAAGGUGCUUCUCAUGCUCCAGAAGAAUGCCAUUCCACCGCAUAUUGGUAUUAAGACGGAGAUCAACCCAAAGUUUGGCCGCGACAUUGACAAACGUAAUCUCAAAAUUCCAUUUGAGAUGACUCCCUGGCCACAUGUUCCCGGAAAGAAGCGAAUUGCUGCAGUGAACAACUUUGGAGCCGCUGGUGGCAACACGACCAUGGUCCUCGAAGAGGCACCAGUCCGCCCAGCGGAUGAGACGGACCCGCGGCAGACUCAUGUUAUUUCUGUAUCGGCCAAGACUAGAUCGUCACUGGCUGGAAAUAUCGAGUCCUUACUUGGAUUCCUGGAUAAAUAUCCAAACACUAACUUGGGCAAUCUUGCGUACACGACGACAGCGCGACGCUACCAGCACACCCACCGCGUCGCCAUCGCCGCAUCCAACAUUGCACAGCUGAGGAAACAGUUGACUUCACGACUGGAUCAGAUCGACUCUAUCAAGCCCGUCGCAAAAUCUGGCCCGCCGCCAAUUGCCUUUACCUUCACUGGUCAAGGAGCGUCUUACAAGUCGAUGAGUCUAGAGCUGUAUCGAGAUGUUCCUACGUUCCAACAUCACAUUCGGCAUCUUGACUCUCUCUCUCAGGCCCAGGGUUUCCCCUCUUUUAUCCCUGCUCUUGACGGAUCACAUCCAAAGGAACACGAACAUUCCCCAGUUGUUACGCAGCUUGCGUUGGUUAGUACCGAGAUAGCCUUGGCUAAAUACUGGUCGUCUCUCGGAGUGAAACCCGACGUCGUCAUGGGCCAUAGCCUUGGCGAGUAUGCGGCGAUGCACAUAGCCGGGGUGGUUACUGCCAGCGACACCUUAUACAUGGUCGGAAAACGGGCGCAAAUGCUGCAGGAGAAAUGUGAGAGCGGCAGUCACUGUAUGAUGGCCGUCCGGGCUUCUCUAGAAGAGAUAAAGGCGAGGUCAGAAGGCAAGCCGUACACAAUUGCGUGUAUCAACGGGCCCUCGGAUACGGUGCUCAGUGGUACCAAGCAACAAAUAGAUGAGGUUGCUAUUCUCCUCGAGCAAGCCGGUUUCCGGUGUAUCAAGCUAGAUGUCGCCUUUGCUUUUCACUCGGAGCAGACGGAUCCUAUUUUGGAUGACUUUGAGGCCCUGUGUAAGUCUGGAGUUACUUUUCAGGAACCCAAGUUGCCUGUCAUCUCCCCGUUGCUUGGCAAGGUUAUAUUCGAUGGCAAGACACUCGGCGCCAACUAUGUCCGCCGCGCUACUAGGGAACCAGUUGACUUUCUGUCUGCUUUGCAGAACGCCCAGAGGGUUUCCACCAUCAGCGAUGAGACGGUUUGGGUCGAGGCCGGUCCGCAUCCUGUAUGCACUGGCUUUGUGAAGUCUAUAAUUCCCGCCACACAGCUUGCCGUUCCGUCCAUCCGGCGUGGUGAAGACAACUGGAAGACCAUGGCCGAGAGCAUGGCGGCUCUGCAUCUCGCGGGCAUCCCCGUUAGGUGGAAUGAGUUUCACCGUCCCUUUGAGGCCAGACUUCGUCUACUCCAUCUUCCGGCUUACUCCUGGAAUAACAAGAACUAUUGGAUGCAGUACAAUGGCGACUGGUGUUUGACAAAAGGCAACAACUUCUAUGAGACUGGGAAUGACGCAACCAAGGCCAAGGCAGCACUGAAGUCGCCCCCGCUAAGCGAGCUUCAGACAUCAACAGUGCAGCAGAUUAUCGAAGAGAGCUUUAAUGGCUCAGCUGGUUCAGUGGCCAUGCAGUCUGAUCUCAUGCAACCCGAUUUUCUUGCUGCUGCCCAUGGACACCGUAUGAAUGAUUGCGGCGUUGUCACUUCUUCUAUCCACGCCGACAUUGCCUACACCCUCGGUAGCUAUCUGCACCGCAAGUUGCUUCCCAAAGCCAAACAAGCAAACAUGAAUAUUAGCAACCUGGUCGUCACAAAAGGGCUCGUGGCUAAUAGCGACACAAAGUCUCCUCAGUUGAUCCGUGUGACAGCCUCGACUGUUGAUGCCCACUCAGGUGUUGUUGACUUGACGUGGCAGAAUGUGGACAACAACGGCUACGUCCAUGAGCCGUUCGCUACUGCCAACAUCAUUUAUGGUGAUGCAAAUGAAUGGAUCUCCAGUUGGAAUCCCAUUGCUCAUCUCAUCCACAGCCGGAUUGAAACUCUUGAGCGCCUUGCCGUAGAGGGCAGGGCUAGCAGAUUCUCCGGCAACAUGGCGUAUACCCUGUUUGCAAGCAACUUGGUUGACUACGCAGAAAAGUACCGGGGCAUGCAGUCCGUGGUGAUGCAUCAACUAGAAGGCUUCGCCAACAUAGAGCUCACCACCAAAGAGGGCGGAGUCUGGACAGUCCCGCCAUAUUUCAUCGACAGCGUGGCACACCUGGCUGGCUUCAUUAUGAACUGUUCUGACGCCAUCGAUACGAAGAACAACUACUGUGUCACCCCUGGCUGGAAUUCCAUGAGGUUUGCGAAGCCACUGGUUCCAGGGGCGCAGUAUCGCUCCUAUGUCAAAAUGAUACCAACAGUCGAGGACCCAACGAUAUAUUUUGGUGAUGUCUACAUCAUGCAAGACGACAUGAUUGUAGGCAUGGUUGGCGGAAUUCAGUUCCGUCGCUAUCCACGCAUUCUCUUGGGCCGAUUCUUCUCGCCCCCAGACAAGGCGGCAGCUAUGGAAGGCAAGCAAGGUAUUGUUGCGCCGCAGCCAAAGACGACACGGCCAGCCCUCAAGCCUGCCGCCCCUGAAAGGGAUCACGGCAAAACUAAUCUGCCACCAGUCAAGCCUGCUGCUGAAGUUGCUGAUGGACCGAGCAAAGACAAGCUUCUGCCUACCAGUGCUGGGGUACCAGCCGUGGAGUCCGCCACGGGGUCUAACAGCGUCGCAUCGAAGGCACUGCAAGUCAUUGCCAGAGAAGCCGCCUUGGAAGUUUCCGACCUGGAGGAUGAUGCUAGUUUUGACAAUCUCGGAAUAGAUAGCCUGAUGUCGCUUGUGAUUGUGGAGAAGUUCAGGAUUGAGCUGGACAUCAAGGUUGGCGGGAGUCUUUUCUUGGACUACCCGACGAUUGGUGAUUUCCGGAAGUGGCUUGAGGAAUAUUACGGUUAA
This is a messenger RNA of Metarhizium robertsii ARSEF 23, 5388 nucleotides long. Its product is annotated as Beta-ketoacyl synthase. The coding region runs from base 1 to 5388 and encodes 1795 amino acids. The record is from RefSeq and is a predicted model, not a curated record. Gene Ontology annotation, molecular function: phosphopantetheine binding; 3-oxoacyl-[acyl-carrier-protein] synthase activity; fatty acid synthase activity. The transcript has 4 exons. NCBI's taxonomy places the organism in Eukaryota, Fungi, Ascomycota, Sordariomycetes, Hypocreales, Clavicipitaceae. Gene Ontology annotation, biological process: fatty acid biosynthetic process; secondary metabolite biosynthetic process.